GGCGUUGCGGAGGGAGGGGGCGGCCCGACCCGGCCCAGCUCUGCCCCCGGCCGGCCCGACCCCGGCCUCGGCCCCUGGACAAGCCCUUAUCUGAUCCCAUUCCGGGUUUAAGAGUCCUGGCCCUGCCUGUCGCACAGCUCCGCUCCUCACUCCAGCCCGCCCCGUCGGUCCAUCUGUCCCGCUGCCCCUCGGCCCAUCGGAAGGGCCACUCCACCCCGGACCCAAGAUGACAUCAGUUGCCAAGGUGUAUUACAGUCAGACCACUCAGACAGAAAGCCGGCCCCUGAUGGGCCCAGGGAUACGACGUCGGAGAGUCCUGACGAAAGAUGGUCGCAGCAACGUGAGGAUGGAGCACAUUGCUGACAAGCGCUUCCUCUACCUCAAGGACCUGUGGACAACCUUCAUUGACAUGCAGUGGCGCUACAAGCUUCUGCUCUUCUCUGCCACCUUUGCAGGCACCUGGUUCCUCUUUGGUGUGGUAUGGUAUCUGGUGGCUGUGGCACACGGGGACCUGCUGGAGCUGGGCCCCCCGGCCAACCACACGCCCUGUGUGGUCCAGGUGCACACACUCACUGGGGCCUUCCUCUUCUCCCUGGAAUCCCAGACCACCAUUGGCUACGGCUUCCGCUACAUCAGUGAGGAAUGCCCGCUGGCCAUCGUGCUGCUUAUCGCGCAGCUGGUGCUCACCACCAUCCUGGAAAUCUUCAUCACAGGUACCUUCCUGGCGAAGAUUGCCCGGCCCAAGAAGCGGGCUGAGACCAUCCGUUUCAGCCAGCACGCAGUUGUGGCUUCCCACAACGGGAAGCCUUGCCUUAUGAUUAGAGUUGCCAACAUGCGUAAGAGCCUCCUCAUUGGCUGCCAGGUGACAGGCAAACUGCUUCAGACCCACCAAACCAAGGAGGGUGAGAACAUCCGGCUCAACCAGGUCAAUGUGACUUUCCAAGUGGACACAGCCUCUGACAGCCCUUUCCUCAUUCUACCCCUUACCUUUUAUCAUGUGGUAGAUGACACCAGUCCCUUGAAAGAUCUCCCUCUUCGAAGCGGUGAGGGUGACUUUGAGCUGGUGCUGAUCCUAAGUGGGACAGUGGAGUCCACCAGUGCCACCUGCCAGGUGCGCACUUCCUACCUGCCAGAGGAGAUCCUAUGGGGCUAUGAGUUCACACCUGCCAUCUCACUGUCAGCCAGUGGUAAAUACAUAGCUGACUUCAGCCUUUUUGACCAAGUUGUGAAAGUGGCCUCUCCUAGUGGCCUCCAUGACAGCACGGUACGCUAUGGAGACCCUGAGAAGCUCAAGCUGGAGGAGUCAUUACGGGAACAGGCUGAGAAGGAGGGCAGUGCCAUUAGUGUGCGCAUCAGCAAUGUCUGAUGGUCUGUUCCCACCUUCCCACCCCGCUGGUCUCUUUUCCUCUUUUGAAUGCCCUGAGUAAAGAGUACUACCCGGGCUUGCUGGAGAUCCCCAGAAGCACCCAUCCUCCAUUUUAAUGCAGUGGCCUAUCAGUAAUCUAGGCCAACUGGAGUUGAGUUUUCCUCCUACUGUCCCCUUUUGCCUCCCGCUGCUUCCACCCCAAUACAUGCACCUCCCUUAAGCCAGGAUGGGGAAAGAAAGGGAUUAGGCUAAAGUGGCUCAGAUGGUCUCAGCCAUGCUUGGAGACUCACUUUAAGAGGACCAUGCAGUUGGAAGGAUAGACUUCCUCCACUGCACCAUGACCAGAAAGUUUGGUGACUAGAGGCUGGAGCCCCCUCUAUCUCUAUUUUCCCAUCUAGAAAGUUCCCUAAGGCAAGACUCUCUCUGAUGGUCACUUUGGGGUCUGUGCCCUCAGAAAUAUAGGAAUCUGGAAUCAAUUUAUCCUGGGCCUGCUGAAAGAAGCCAGAGUUUGUCAUGGUGUAGCUAAUUUCUGCUAGUGACUCCUGACCAUAACCUAGGACCAUGGUCACUACCAUUUCCCCUUUCUAGUUUCUCUCAUGGACCCUCUCAAGAUACCCAGUUCUACUUAGAAAACAUCACCUGUCCUGGAUUAUGAACUCCUCAAUUUGAAGGAAGGGAGGGAAAGGCAAGGGAGUCCCUCUCUUAACACUCUUGAUCAACUUAAACUAGAUCCACAGGCCACUGAUU
Molecule: messenger RNA, 2113 nt
Organism: Otolemur garnettii (small-eared galago)
Lineage: Eukaryota; Metazoa; Chordata; Mammalia; Primates; Galagidae
Gene: KCNJ10
Product: potassium voltage-gated channel subfamily J member 10
Exons: 2
Coding region: 227-1366 (379 amino acids)
Biological process (GO): potassium ion import across plasma membrane; regulation of monoatomic ion transmembrane transport
Cellular component (GO): plasma membrane
Molecular function (GO): inward rectifier potassium channel activity
Source: RefSeq, a predicted model, not a curated record